AUGUUAUCCUCGCUGGCCAUCCGGGUCCCGUCUGCAGCGUCCGCUCUCGCUUUUAGCAACCAUGGUUCUCUCUGCGUCGGUUCAGAUGACGGCACGCUACGCUUUUAUGAGCUGCCCGGAGAAAAGGUCGUCAGGGCUGUCAGGGCGCUGGGUUCGGAGGUGUCGUGUGUCGCAUGCAAGAAGACGAGGGACGGAGCGCCCAUUGAGGUGUGGGCUGCGAGCGGUCGUCGGGUGGUCGCGUUCCCUGUGCGGCGCGACAAGAUGAUCAUGACGGAGGGAGACGCAACAUGUGUACUGGAGCUCGGAGAGGACGAGGAUGAUGUGCUGAAUGAGCUUAGUGUGAGCGACAGUGGGAAGCACCUCGCGUUCAGCACCGAUAGUGGGACCGUCGGCGUCGUCGAGCUGUCUAGCAAGGCCGUCACCAGGAUGAAGGCACGCCACACCAGCGUCUGCGGAACAGUCAAGUUCAUCCCUGGUCGUUCCAGCGAGCUCGUCAGCGGAGGGUACGAUUCGGCGCUGCUGCACUACGACUUCAUACAGAACACCGUCCUCUCGCGAUUCGAUAUCACUGCUCCCCCUCCGUCAUCGGGUGUCUCCCUCUCCCCUCCUUUCAUUCUCUCCACCGCGAUAGCACCAAACGGUUUGUUCGCGGCGAGCACAGCGGACGGGCGAGUGUGGCUGGGCGGAGGAGGCGAGAAGCGUCAGUCGGGAGCGAAGAAGCGGAGUAGAAAGUGGGAGGGCCUGCGGGACGAGGAGGGCUUGUGGGUGCAAGUGGCUGACGGGCCCGUCGUCGCAUUGGCGUUCAUGCCUGGAAGAAACGAACUCAUGGCAGCUACGUUACUCGGCAACAUCACUGGGCACACGAUCACUCGCGAUGCAUCGGGAAAGUUGCAGAGCACAGCGAUAUGGUCUGAUAAAGUCAAACAUAUUGAGAAGGUCAACGCGAUGGCUGUUGAUGAGGGGUGGGUUUGUAUAGGAGGAGUGGAGAAGGCCGGGAAGGGUGUUGUGGAGGUAUGGAAUGUUGGUGAGAUUACCCAUCGGCACGCAUGA
Messenger RNA from Laetiporus sulphureus 93-53, 1050 nucleotides. RefSeq names its product WD40 repeat-like protein. The transcript is spliced from 7 exons. Gene Ontology annotation, molecular function: protein binding. The record is from RefSeq and is a predicted model, not a curated record. NCBI's taxonomy places the organism in Eukaryota, Fungi, Basidiomycota, Agaricomycetes, Polyporales, Laetiporaceae. The coding region runs from base 1 to 1050 and encodes 349 amino acids.